AUGUUCCUUGCCUGCUGUCCACUGCCUCUCUGCUGUCCUUUAUUCCUGGUCUCUGUCUCUCUGUCUCGCUGUCUCGCUCGCCUUCAGGAGAUCACGGACACCACGUCCUUCGACCCCGCCCCAGUGUCGGAGAACUCGUACCAUCACCUCCGCAUCACAGUCACUAGCGGCGGCUGCCACGGCUUCCAGUACCUGAUGUCCCUGGAGCCUGCAUCCAAGAUCGACGUUGAAGCAGACACCGUCUUCGAGGGCGAGGAAGACGUCGCGACGGUGGCUGGCGAAGCCAAGGUCGUUAUAGACGAGCCUUCGCUAGAACUUUUGCACGGUAGCACUGUAGACUAUACGACUGAGUUGAUUGGAAGCCAGUUUAAGAUUGUGGAUAACCCAAGGGCUACGAGCAACUGUGGUUGCGGAACGAGUUUUGACGUCAUUGAUUAA
Messenger RNA from Penicillium riverlandense, 438 nucleotides. RefSeq names its product FeS cluster insertion protein. Gene Ontology annotation, molecular function: 4 iron, 4 sulfur cluster binding; iron ion binding; 2 iron, 2 sulfur cluster binding. Gene Ontology annotation, cellular component: mitochondrion. The transcript is spliced from 2 exons. NCBI's taxonomy places the organism in Eukaryota, Fungi, Ascomycota, Eurotiomycetes, Eurotiales, Aspergillaceae. The coding region runs from base 1 to 438 and encodes 145 amino acids. The record is from RefSeq and is a predicted model, not a curated record. Gene Ontology annotation, biological process: iron-sulfur cluster assembly.